GACCUUGAUGACGUCAGUUGUCAAGGCAAUAUUUUCAAGAUGGCAAACCAACCUAAGCAUAAAGCUCCUGAAGGGAUGGAACCAUAUGAUUUAGAAGGGAAGAGUGAUCUUGGAGCCCUUAGCACCGAACAACAGGAAAAACUCAACCAAUUCAAGAUCAAGACUCGGGUUGAAAAUGAGAAAUAUCUCAGAGACCACCCAGAGGUAGAGUGUAUCUUGGCAGGCUUUCUUGGAGAGGCAUUAAUAAAAAGGCCAGAAGACAUUAGAGAAUUUGCUGCAGAAUAUUUCACCAGUGUUGAUCUCCCUGGGAAAGUACAGAAGCAGCUAGAAGACAGACAGGCAGUCCUAAAACAGAACCGCAUUCUUCAGAAAAUUUGAUUUACUAUAUGGGCACCCUCACAACGAUAUAUUUAUGUAGCAUUUACACAAAAACCAUUGCCGACUAUUGCCAUUGUCUUGUCUCACUGCAGUACUUCAUUCUAAGCGUGCAUCACAUUCUGUUUAUGUAAAAUAGUACCUUAAAUGUGUUACAUUCUGCAACAUGCUACACUGUCUUAAUAAUUGUUAUAGGCCUUUCAUCUAAACCAGUUUAUGAAAACUCCUUUAGAAUUACAGAGAAAUACAUUUCUAAAAGAUUAAUAAAAUAAUGGACUUGAUGCAUUGAAACGGUAAAGGAAAUAAGGAAAAUAAAAGGAGUGUAUAUAAAUUUGAGACCCUUGGGUGUGUGAUUUGAAAAACUUUCAGUAAAAGCUUUGAAGCAACAGUUGCACUAACAGUUUAUCUUUUAAGUCUUCUUCAAGAAAAGUAUUUAUCAGACAUACAUUUAUGCUGGAAAAACAAUUAUACUAAUCUUUAAGCUCUAUUAACACAUCUUUUAAAUUUAAAUCUAGUCUUUUUUGAUAAAAAUUUGUUUAAUGAUGAUGAGAAGAUUAUUUAUUAUUUGUUAUAAUUUGUGAUACAUUAGCUAUACUUUAUAAUUUGAACAAAUCCCUGUAUAGUAAUGAGUUCCUAAAAACUUGUGCGUUGAAUUUAAAAAAAAAUACUAUUAUGAAACGAGUAAACAUUAUAUGUAUAUCUAUUUCUUUUUAAUUUAUUAUAAAAAUUUAUCAGUUGACCUAACUGGUGUUGUGCCAUGGCCAUGCAUAAUGUCCCAGCUGGAAGUAACAUCAGCACCAGAGAGGAUGUUUAUUGUUCAUCUGUCUGACAGAUUCUGCUCUGGGAUUUAUUUGUUAAACUACCUCCUGUGCUUCAACCCAACCCGUCCAGACUGCUUGUGAAAAGUUUGAAACCUAUAAUGUUUACCUUUUACAAAUGUUUUGAUUUGAAAUGUAAUUUUAGAAGAAAUGUAUCUCUAUUUAACAGUCUUGCUAUCUUCCUAUAGAUCAGAGAUAGAAUUGAGGUAGAACAUUUAAAGUCAUUAGGUUUCAACUACAAAUGAUGUUUGCAUAUUUCAUGGACAUUUCUGUGUGAGUGUGUGUGUAAGAGAGAAGACAAGAUGAUGUGAUAUUUGUUUAUUUAUUUUGCGACCCUUUUAGAUUGGGUAAUACAUUAAAAUGGUAAGAAGUUCUAUGGAAGAAUAACAAAAAUAAAGCAUUUUACAAAUGUUUUACCAGUGCUCAAAGUAUUCAGCAUUUUAGUUUAGGUUCCCAGACUUUGUAAUGCAGAGGAAGUGACCUUGUACUUUGAAGCUUUUAAAAUUCAUAGAGUUAUGUGAUGCUGUCAAUCAGCGGUUGAGAUUUACAGAAUUGAGAAUGUACGUGGAAGAGCCGAAGCAUCACAUAUUACACAAUGUACAAAUCAGUAAGAGAAAGUAUUUCCCACAGUAGGACAGAAUAGAAACACUCUUUUUAGAUUUUAGUUGCUUUAUUGAUGAGGUUGUAAUGAUUGGGAGCGCUGUGCAGACCUUACUUCAUACACAUGCACCUCAGGAGAUUGUAUUCCCACUGGUGGUGUUGUCUGACAGGAUUUGAAGAUAUCAUUUUGCUAAGACUUGAUCCUUGAUUUUAAGCUGAACACAAGAAGAUUGAUGUGUAUGGCAUAUUGCUUAUUGUGAAAUUUUCCCAGGAAAUAUUGUAGUCUUUCUUGCAGCAGCCAUACAUGUGGGCACAUAACAGCAUACCUUAAUUAUUAAUUCACUAAAAUUAGCAUUAGUGUUUCCUGUCCUCUGUGUGUGUGUGUGUGUUUUCUGCUUCAAUAUGCAGCAAAUUGACUGUAAAAAUGAACUAUAGCAGAUUCAAAACUACUGCUGUCUUCGUUUUCUAAUCCUGUCUCGUCCCAAACCUUUCUGUUGUUACUCACAGCUGGUCUAACAGUGAAUUGAAUAUUUUGUCUGUGAUCAAUGCAAAAAGUCAGUUGGAUUUAAUGGCUUUUUCCUUAGUCUCUUUUCAGUUUAGGUCUGUUGUGAACAAUAUUUUGUCUGUUUAACAUUUACCUGCAAGGGUCACGUCCUAAUGUAUAAUGUCUGUGCAUGCAGAUGUAUACGAGAAAAUAAAAGCUUUAUACCUACUUCAAA
Molecule: messenger RNA, 2512 nt
Organism: Pomacea canaliculata
Lineage: Eukaryota; Metazoa; Mollusca; Gastropoda; Architaenioglossa; Ampullariidae
Product: RIIa domain-containing protein 1-like
Exons: 4
Coding region: 40-378 (112 amino acids)
Source: RefSeq, a predicted model, not a curated record